UAUCUGGAGUAUAAGAAAUGAAGUUGGGGCAGACAGAGAGACGGACUCCUGGGGUCUACCAGCAGUCACAAUGCCCAGAGGGCCUGUCCUUCUCUGGCUGCUGACCGGGCUGUGGAGGCUUCAGCUGACUCCAGCUGCAGCAGAGACCGUUGUGACAGCAUUUCUGGGCCAGCCGGCCACUCUGCCCUGUUAUCACCAGUCGUGGUCUGUCAACAGCAACAGCAUGUGCUGGGGCAAAGGCCCGUGUCCCAACUCCAGAUGCACCGAGGAGCUCCUCCACACUGACGGGUCACGGGUGCUCUCGAGGAAGUCGACAAAGUAUGACAUUCGGGGGUACAUCCCGGGAGGCGAUAUCUCCUUGACCAUCUUCAAUACCAGGGAAAGUGACAGUGCUGUGUACUGCUGCCGCAUAGAGGUGCCUGGCUGGUUUAACGACAUCAAGAAGAACAUUCGUCUGCAGGUACAGAAAGCCCCAAUGACCACCCGUCGCCCUACCACCCGUCGCCCGACUACCACCACCACCACCACCACCACCACCACCAUCGCCAUGACAACCACCACAGUCACGCCUCCAACAACAGUCCUAACAACAUCUGACCUCCCAACCACACCACCGCUUCGGACAAGACCCACCACCGCCCUCACAGUGGCGACGACCACAUGCCCCCUGGAAGCGCCAAGCACCCUUCCUGAGGCAACCAAAAGUCCCCCGACCACUGAGCCUGCCACAGAAGAGCCCGUGUUCACUGCAGAAUCAGAAAAUUCCUUUCUCCCUAAGGCGACUUCUGGAGACACACCCAGAGAGACCAAAGGCUGGGUUCUCCAGUCAACAUCCCAGGCGUUGACAUCGAAAAGGAGAGACCCAGCGGUUCCUUCUCAGCCAAAGGGCUCUGAGACGACAACUUUCGGGAAAAUUAAAGCUGAAAAAAAGCAGGUAAACAUUUUUUUUGUGAUUUAUUUGAAGUGUAUGAUUGAGAUUGUAAAAAGCUACGAUAGAGGUUGCAGAAAUGGACUUGGGAGAGCAGACACAUCUAAAAAGGGUGUGAGAUGCAUCGCGACCAUUCUGGCACAGCUAAGGAAUUUGCGGGCUUGGAUUCUUGACAGAAAUAACAUUAAUAUUAUUACUUUUAUAUGUGCAGAUGCUUUGAGAAGCAAAAGGAAAAAAGGCAAAAACAUGAAAAAUCAUUCUGCUUCUUCUGUGUGGCCCAGGAUUAGGGACAUUUUGCAGAAUCAAUGCCUGCCCACAAUAGUCUUCUUGCUUCUGAGAGGAUCCUUCAUUAAUAUUUAUUGUUGCAAAAGUGAUGCAGGCCGCGUUACGCAAGAACGUUAGGCUGCGUAGACAUCUGAAAAGAAGAGUGGAGGGCCCCCCACCCCUUGUUUCUUUUCUCCCCUUCUCUCUCCUGUGA
Phyllostomus discolor (pale spear-nosed bat) is the source of this 1406-nucleotide messenger RNA. It is a transcript of the gene TIMD4, whose product is annotated as T cell immunoglobulin and mucin domain containing 4. Bases 71 to 1330 code for a protein of 419 amino acids. The transcript has 6 exons. The record is from RefSeq and is a predicted model, not a curated record. Lineage: Eukaryota; Metazoa; Chordata; Mammalia; Chiroptera; Phyllostomidae.